CAGCUCUCCCGGGCAGACAGAGUUGAUUUAUCUGUCUGACAUCCAAUUCUGCUACAGUUCGAAACCAACGAACACUACGAAGGGUUGUAAGGCCGGCCCCGUGAGGGGCAAAGGAGGGGAUGAAACUAUUCCCGGCCGUAUCUCAAACCGCCCAGGGGCAAAGGAACCAAACAGCAUUCCGCAUUCAUGCCCCCUGAUGGUCUGUGCUUGGCGCACUAGUCCUGACAAUGUCUUAUCCCAUUUCAGGGAGGCGCAUGCGAUUCCAGACGUGAUCCUCACGUCCCCUUUUAUCUUCCCCUCUCCGUCUUUUCCUGCGGCCCUGCCUGCCGUUCCCCGGAACUCGCAUAGCAAGAACCCCUCCCCAAUGGAGUCAUCCCACGCCCUUCAUCUCACCAGACGAGCUGCGGCUCUGACGCUGCCACUGUUGGCACGCAGUGACGACUCCUCGUCCGGCGAAAAGCCCGUCAGUAACUUUCUCAAGAGCGGCGUCCCGGGCAUCAUCGUUGGCGUAAUCUUCCUGGCAGCAUGUUCGGUGUGCUGCUUUUUCCUCUGGCGCAACAAACAACGAGAUGCUAAAGAAGCAGCAGCGACUCGGGAAUGGAAUGAGGCAUGACGACGGAUGAUCUGCAAAACCUCCUGCAACCACUCUCGACGAUAUUCCCCUGGAGCUGAGCUACCAAUGAUUCCUCUGGCUCGGCUCCAUCAUCUCUUUCCUCUCUUUCGACGGUUCUUGGAGUUUGGGUCUUGGUUUUCGUCACUCAAUCAUCGCCAUCAGCAAUUUUCUUAUCUCUUGCAAGAAUCUAUUCCACCCGGCUCGCGAUACCACACUUGCAUGGGCUUCACUGGCUGAACCAAAGAUGUACCACUAGCGCUGCGCUGAUUUUCUUUCUGUCUCGAAUGUGGCCUUCCGACUACCAUGUAUCAUAUCAAUUGCGGCGGGCACCCAUUGGUCUGUACUGACUAGGGAAUGCCACGACCAGCGCUUUGCCCUUGAUGGACUUACUCUGUAAUCACGCGACCGUUCUGAACAGUAGUGAAUAAACACCGCAGGCAUGGCAGCCGGAUUCUCACGGUUGCCGUGCGAUC
Messenger RNA from Aspergillus ibericus CBS 121593, 1086 nucleotides. RefSeq lists its product as uncharacterized. The coding region runs from base 365 to 613 and encodes 82 amino acids. Lineage: Eukaryota; Fungi; Ascomycota; Eurotiomycetes; Eurotiales; Aspergillaceae. The transcript is spliced from 2 exons. The record is from RefSeq and is a predicted model, not a curated record.